Caenorhabditis angaria is the source of this 3011-nucleotide messenger RNA. The record is from the annotation of a GenBank genome assembly. NCBI's taxonomy places the organism in Eukaryota, Metazoa, Nematoda, Chromadorea, Rhabditida, Rhabditidae.
AUGCUUCAAACUCCUCCAGAAGAAAUAUCUUCUGAAAAAGGAAAUUCGAAUAAAAAGAAAAUUACAUUCACAGCAAAACAUCAUUGGAGAAGAUUGUCAAAUAUUAUUGAAGGGGUUUGUUUUUUUUUUUUGAAUAAUUGUUUUUUGAAAUAUUUCAAAAGAAUUUUAUAAAUUUUCAGAAAGUCAGUAAACCACAACAAUUAGACGAAUCCGAGUGGAAAUCGCCAAGAAGUGAAGAUAGUUUUGAACUGUAAGUAGAAACAGAACUGUGUUUAUAAAAAUAAUACUCGAAGUUUGAUUUUCAGAAAACGUUCUUGACAUUAUUAUUCUUAGAUUCGGAAAACAAUCACUAAAUUAAAACCACAACAAAAUAAAACCACAUUCCGUCUGUUUUUGUAAUUUGACUUUGAAAAUUUGCAGAACUAAAAGUGGCGCAGGACCCUCAACAUCAAUGGCAGAAAAUAUGAACGAUUCACCAAAACCAGAUAGAUCUGGUGGAGUUGUUAUUCAGAUUGAUGAAGCAGAUGAUGAUAUUGAAUUCGAUACAAAUAUUGAUGAGGAUGAUGAUGAAAAAUUAAACAGUUCAUCUUUGGGAAUUCCAUCAACUCCACAAACAAGAUCGAGUAGUUUAAUUGAAGAUGAUGUUAGAUCACAAUUAUCUUAUAUUAUGAAAGAAAGAUUACAUAGUUUGGCAAAAGAAGUAUGUUAAUUUAAGAAGAGAUAAACAUAUUAUUCAGAGAAAUGAUUUCAGGUUCAUCGAAGAACUUCAGCAGUUCGUGAAGAUCUUAUAAAAGAAACACCAGAAGAUUCAGUAUCUUUAGCAUCAACAGUUCCAAAAACAGAACAUCGGCCUAGUUUAAUGUCAUUAAUUGGUCUACAAAAACGAGCUGAUUCUCCAACUACAAAUACAGCUUCAGUUAAAACAAUAUGUGGAAUAAGAAUAAAAGAAACAUUUCAUCCAUAUGGUCGAUUAUAUAUGACAUGGUUAUCAAUUGUAACUUCUUGUUUUCUUUAUAAUGCAUUUUGUGUUCCACUUCGAAGUAGUUAUCCAUAUCAAACAGCUGAUAAUUGGAUUUAUUGGAUAUCUGCUGAUUAUUUUUGUGAUGCUAUUUAUUUAAUUGAUAUGAUUAUUAUUAAACCAAGAUUAAGAUUUACAAGAGGAGGAAUUCAAGUUAAAAAUCAAAAAGAAACAAGGCGACAUUAUUUAUUGACAAGAACUUUCAAAUUGGAUAUUUUGAGUAUAAUACCAACUGAUUUAGCCUAUAUAUUUUUUGGAAAACUACCAAUUUGGAGAAUGAAUCGAGUAUUGAAAAUCAACUCAUUCUGGUUAUUAUUCGAUAUGUUGGAUAACUCAUUUUCAAAUCCAUAUGCAAUUCGAAUUGCUCGAACUUUAUCUUAUAUGAUUUAUAUUAUUCACUGUAAUAGUUGUGUUUAUUAUAAAUUAUCAGCAAUGCAAGCUUUUGGACAAAUUGCAUAUCAUGAAAAUGGAAAAUGGUAUCUUAAUAAAUGGGUUUACAAUAAUCAAGGUAUAUAACCAAGAUUUUCAAUUAAAAAUAACCAAAUAAAUUUGUAGGUAAUGCUUAUAUUCGAUGUUUCUAUUUUACUGCAGCAGUUGCCACAUCAACUGGUAAUAAUCCAGCACCAACAAAUGUUAUAGAGUAAGUGCUACAGUAAUCCUAUUCUUCAAAUUGAUCAUUCAGAUAUAUUUAUAUGACUUGUUCUUGGAUGAUGGGUGUUUUUGUAUUCGCUUUGUUGCUUGGUCAAAUUCGAGAUAUUGUUUCAAAUGCGAAUCGAAAUCGAGAAGAAUUUCAACGAAAAAUGGAUAUGGCAUUAGGGGAAUGUCAUAAACUUGGUUUAACAAAGGAUUUAACAGAUCGAGUUCGUGAUUGGUUUAUUUAUACGUGGCAACAGCAAAAAACAUUGGAUGAAAAAAAGCUGAUUGAAAAAUUACCAUUAAAACUUCAAACUGAUUUGGCUUUGUCUGUUCAUUAUACAACAUUGAGCAAAGUUCAAUUGUUUCAGGUAAUUUAUUUUGGAUAAAAAAUAGAUCUUCGGAUCUGUGUUACGGGUUACUGUAGAUGAGAGGCUUUCGACUAAUUAUUUCUAAACAUCUCAAGUUUUUUACAGGAUUGUGAUCGUGCACUUCUUCGUGAUUUAGUUCUUAAAUUGCGGCCUGUAAUAUUUCUUCCGGGUGAUAUGAUUUGUAAAAAAGGAGAUGUUGGAAAAGAAAUGUAUAUUGUAAAUCAAGGAACACUUCAAGUUGUUGGUGGAGAAAACAAUGAAAUAAUAUUUGCUGAAUUUGCACAAGGAGCUGUUUUUGGAGAAAUUAGUCUUCUUGCAAUUGGUGGAAAUAAUCGAAGAACUGCUUCGAUUCGAGCAAAAGGAUAUGCAACAUUAUUCGUUUUAGCAAAAGAAGAUUUGAAUGAUGUCAUAAGAUAUUAUCCACAAGCACAAGCAUUAAUGAAAAAACGAGCUGCGUAAGUCAACAAAAAUAAAUUUGGGAUUAUUUUUUAAUGGAAUUUUCAGAUUACUUUUGAAAAAUGACAAAAAGGCUGAUAAUGAAAAAGAAAAAGUUAAACAACAACAAGAACUUGAAGAUAGAUGUAAAAUUAUGCCACUUGGAACUCCAAAAAUGCUCAAAAUUGUGGCUGAUAUUCUACCAAAAGAAAAUAAAGUCACACUUGAACUCAAAAAAGCAAUUGAAGUAUCAGGUAUCUUUUAAAAAUCGUUUUUUUUUUGAGAAAAUGAUAUAAUAUUGUUAUUUGUCAGAGAGUCGACGCCCUUCAAUGUAUUAUCCUUGGAGUACUCUCCAAGUCGAAGAUGACGAAGAAGAAGGAGGAGAAGAAGUGGAUUUAGAAGGAGAUUUGAGUGAUGUUGAUGAGGUUUUUGAAAAUGAUUUUGAUAUUGUUGGAGGAGGAGAAGAAAGUCAAAUUGAAGAUGAUGAAGAAGAGGAACAUUAUGGAGAAUUUCAUGAAGAUGACGAAAAAGAAGAACAGAAAAAAGAAAAAUAA